GCACACGCGCCUCUCUCUCUCUUGAGGAAACUCAGUCGUAGGUCGUUGCUCGAUUAUAGAGUCAUGGCUUCUCGAAGAUAUGUAUCAUUGGCAGCGAUCCUAAUUCUUUGUUUAGUUGUAUCAUCCAUUGUUGUCACGGCCGCCGCUACCAUCGCACGGGAUCCGAAAAUAUCUAGGUAUGACAGUUACAACUUGGAUAAGGGACCGGUACUCUACGAGGCAUACUAUCCAGAUGCUCAUGAUGCUUAUCAGGAAAAACGCAACUUGGACGAAAAUCGGAAAGUGCUGGAAACGAGUUUUCAGGUGCCUUUCGAACGUUUCGCAUAUUCGGCUGAAAUCGCGGAUCGCCCUGUCUCCGUAAUCUUCGACAAUAAAAAUGUGAAUAUUGAGGAAAUUUCCAAGCUUGUUAGAAGAGCCAUUUCUCGAGAUCUGGAAAACUGGAACAUUCUUGAAAGCUAUUUGGAUCACGUAUCUAUCGAUCAAAACUUGCCGAUGCAGCAGAUGGUGUAUGCUAGAGAAAACCGCGAAAAUAAGGAAGACAAUAGUUAUCCGUUUCAAGAUCGUCGACGAGCUUUCGAUCUUUCGAGACAGCCAAAUUUCGAGAUAUUACGAAAAUUGGAAACGCGUGAUGUAAAACAGCGUCCUAAUUAUUUCGAGGAAAUCGAUGCGGAGAGAAAUACGAUGACGAAAAAAAUAAACGACAUGGAAGCUGCCGAUGCGCCGUCGAUCGACGUCGCUUCCGACUCAUUACUUCCAGAGAACAUUUUUCAACCACGGCCUCAAAUAAUUAGAUACACCUUCUUUAAGAAACCUACGUCGCACCUCGAUCAACAAAUUAAGAAGGUAAUAGACAAUUCUACGCCAAGGAAUUAUGGUGACAAUCUUAUACGCCAAGAGAUCGCUGAAAAAAACAGCCGAGUAGAAGGAAAUAACGUCAAAGUAACGUCUAUCGAAGUAAGUGAAUUGCCGCGACAUAAAACGCGUCAUCAUCACGGUGAAUGGCCUAAACGAGAUUACUCUACUCAUCGUCGUCAGAUAGAGGAAAAAAAAAGUAAAGAUGCUUGAACAAAAAAUUUUUCGAACGAAAGAAAAGUAAUUAAUAAAAUUGCUUCCGUGUGCGAUAAUAAUAUAUUAUGUAGUAGUAUGUGAUGGAUUAUAUUUAAACCGUUUCCAUUAUAUUACCGCGAAUAAUAUUGACAAAUUGUGCUAUUUCAAACUAUUUAUUGAAUAUAUAUACCAUUGAGAGAAUAUAUGCAUAUGUAACAUCAAAUAUUUUCUGUAAUAGCGUAUCUACAAUAAAAUGUAUUCUCCGCGA
Cataglyphis hispanica is the source of this 1315-nucleotide messenger RNA. RefSeq lists its product as uncharacterized. The record is from RefSeq and is a predicted model, not a curated record. Bases 64 to 1065 code for a protein of 333 amino acids. NCBI's taxonomy places the organism in Eukaryota, Metazoa, Arthropoda, Insecta, Hymenoptera, Formicidae. The transcript has 3 exons.